Messenger RNA from Iphiclides podalirius (scarce swallowtail), 291 nucleotides. Lineage: Eukaryota; Metazoa; Arthropoda; Insecta; Lepidoptera; Papilionidae. The record is from the annotation of a GenBank genome assembly.
AUGUUAGUAGUAGAAGUGAUUUCGGAGGGCAAAGUAAAUAUGGUCGAUGGUACUGUGCUGAGCGUACUUGAAAUUGGCGGCAACGUGGGGGCUGUUGGCGGUUUUUGCGUUGCGUUUGUAAUCGGGGGUAGUGAGCUCGGUUCGACCGGUGAAGUCGUUUCGGAAACAUCGGUCUCAGAACCAUCUGUUGUUGAUUCGCUUAAAAUGAGCGGGGUUGAAGCGUCUUCGCUAGAAGUUGGCGUAAUGCUUGCCUGUGAAGAUGACAGCGGCGUACUCGUUGUUGAAACUCGU